AUGGCGUCCCAAGUAGAGAAAGAUGAAGAGACAAAGAGGCGUGUAUCGGCGUCCAUGAACAUGGAUGCUUUCACCCUACCCCCAGUGCCUCCAAGGAACCUGAUUGUUCCUCCAUCUCCCAUUAGCCCUCCCCAAUCUCACAAAGAAGCCAUCGUUCUACCAAAGGAUGACGAUCUUCCUCAUGACAGCGACAAAAAGCUUUCGCCUAUUCCACCCGACAAACUUGUGGUUCCUCCUUCUCCGUCGGGAAACAGAGAUGCCUCGCUAAAUAAUGUGGCCUUUCCAAAGGCCAGACCAAAGACUACUAGUACUCCACCAAGAUCACCUCUGGUCAACUACCCACAACAAAGCAUAGUUCCUGCCAAGGCAGAAGCCACGCAAAGACCAUCCUUACCCCUGUUGCCUUUGACCAUGAACUCAUUGGAACAUCGCAGAUUGGGGGAGCAAAAGCGCAUGUCCCUACCGGGGUAUCCUUCUCCACACCGACCAUCGUUGCCGCCAUCGUCUCCUCACCGGCCGCAGCAACAGCAACAACCAUUACAGAAUCCAAACACUCCAGCAGGGGAAGGCCAGAAACAGCGUCUCUCCUUAUCAGAAGCUCUCGCUGCCAGAGACGGACCGAGCAUCGCCACUCCUUCGUCUUCUCCAACUUCCAUGCAUCAUCACAAGCUACUAGGAGAGAAAAAGACCCAACGAGUCUCUCUCCCACCCUCUGCAAAACUGGGGCAGGCCUCUCCCACAAGUAUGAUUGCGCAGCAGCAGCCACCCAGCACUCCCUCUCGCAAGUCUGCGUUCCGACUCCUCCAUCCACUCCUGGGGUCCUCUCCGACAAGUUUGAUUGCCCCGCAUCCACCCAGUACUCCCUCUCGCAAGUCUCCCAUUCCUACUCCUCCAGCAACCCCAGGAGGUGGCCAGCGCCACAGGCUGGGAGACAAAAAGGCCCAACGAGUCUCACUCCCACCCUCUGCAAAAUUGGGACAGUCCUCUCCCACAAGCAUGAUCCAGCAGCAGCCACCCAGUACUCCCUCUCGCAAAUCUGUCGUUUCUACUCCUCCAGCAACCCCAGGAAGUGGUCAUCGCCACAAGCUGGGAGACAAAAAGAAUCAGAGAGUCUCCUUGCCUCCCUCUGUAAACUUGGCACAGACAUCCCCAUCCUUCAAGCCACCACAGCCAAACCAUCGACUGGGAGACAAGAAGCACCGAGCCUCGUUGCCUGCCUCGUUGCUCACAUCGUCAGAUGUCCCCGUGUCACAUCAUCGGAAACUUGGAGAAAGGAAGAGUCAUCGGCAAUCGCUGCCAAACUCCAGCGUUGCGGCCGAUGCAUUUAUGUCUUCCUCCAGUAGAUCUCUUCGCAGCAACGCAAGUGCCCACGAUGAUUUGCCGCGCAAAGGACUCCGCAAUAAUAGUCUGCAGCAGCAGUACCGGUCCCUUCCAGACAUUUCUGGCCCUGGAGCGUUCUUUGUCCCGGCAGCACUCGUGGGAGCCGACGACACUACGAGUGAUAUGCAGCAGCAGAGUUCUACAUUUAUCAACACAGAUUGCAACGACGAGAUGGUCGACAUGGAACAAGGAACGAGCAACAAUGACCUGUCAGAGAAGACCGACACUGGGAAUGAGGAGAUCGAGGAAGAAGAAUAUCGGUUGAGCGCUGCCUUUUCCGUCCCGCCGCCUCCUCCUUCUCCCAGAAGUAGCCCUCCUCGACGAGCUCCAGCUGCUGAGACAACCGACCAAGAUGAAGGCCCCCCCAAGCGUCGACCCUGUGGAGGAUUCAGAGCUCCUUGGUGGUGCAAUGUGGUUGUACCACUGAUUCUCGCAAGUGGUAUCGCAGCUGUGGUGAUUGUCAUUAUCAAGAGCACGGGAGUAAUGACAAACGGUGGUGAUGCCCCAGCACGCCCUUCUUCGGGACAAGUGAUCCGCAUAUUCCAACCAGGGACAGCCCCAAACUAUACCGUAGAAGCUUGGAAAGACCCCAGUUCACCUCAGUCGAAGGCCAGAGAAUGGUUGCGAGCCGACCCCAACAUUGGUUCUUACAGCCAGGACCGAAGGCUCCAACGAUUUGCUCUGGCUAGUCUUUACUAUGCAACCAACGGAAACCGAUGGCGGAAUGCAACCAAUUGGUUGAACCACUCCGUCCACGAAUGCCUUUGGUUCUCGGCCCGUCCAAGCAACAAUGCUGAUGUAGGUACAACGAGCGCAUUUCAGCUGGCCACCAACAGUAGCAGCGUCCAAAUCAAGGCUGCCAAGGCAAUCACCUGCAAUGACAAGCUUGAAUACGAACACCUGCUCUUGGCUUCGGAUUCCUUGCGGGGUACCCUUCCGCCUGAGCUCUCCCUCCUAUCCUCCCUUGUUCACAUUGACUUGGAAAGAAACAAGGUCUUCGGACCAGUGCCGACCGAGAUUGGUGCAUUGGCAAAGCUUACGGAUCUUUCACUGUCUGACAAUGAGCUGGAUGCCUCCAUCCCCAGUGAAUUUGGGCUGCUCUCUAACUUGGAACGUCUCUACCUGCGUCAAAACCAGUUUGUCGGAACUCUACCCGAGCAGUUGGCCGAGUUGACUCUUCUGAAUGAUUUGCACCUUUCGUCUCUCAUGUUCUUGGGCUUUGCCAUGAACUCACUGAACACUACGUUUCCCACGGAGUUGGCAAGACUAACCAAUCUUCAGACUCUGCUUGCAACGUCGAGCGGAAUCCGGGGAAGCAUCCCUACGCAGGUCGGAGAAAUGACAAGCUUGGUGGCAUUGGCCGUUGCCGCCAACAGGCUUACCAAUAAACUGCCAACCGAGAUUGGAAACCUCUCAAAUCUAAAGUGGAUCUAUUUGUAUUCCAACCAACUCUCUGGGCCGCUUCCGAGUGAGCUCGGGAACCUUGGGCAUCUCUCCCACUUGCAUACAUACGUGAAUCCCAUCUCUUCCACUAUUCCUUCAGAGAUUGGUCAACUGAGUGGAUUGACAGAGCUCUUGGUAUUUGAGUCAUUGUUGUCUGGAGAAAUCCCUUCCGAGAUUGGUAACCUGCAAAAGUUGGAGUGGCUCAACAUCGGGGACACCUCGAUCACAGGAACGUUUCCAAACACAACGUGCGCUCUAGAAUCGUCUCGACAAUUGAAAGUCACGGCAGACUGCAACAGGGAGGACCUCAUUUGCUGCGGAUGA
This is a messenger RNA of Seminavis robusta, 3147 nucleotides long. The record is from the annotation of a GenBank genome assembly. Lineage: Eukaryota; Bacillariophyta; Bacillariophyceae; Naviculales; Naviculaceae.